This is a messenger RNA of Megalopta genalis, 1385 nucleotides long. RefSeq names its product ubiquitin-conjugating enzyme E2 J1. The record is from RefSeq and is a predicted model, not a curated record. Lineage: Eukaryota; Metazoa; Arthropoda; Insecta; Hymenoptera; Halictidae.
AUAUGCAUAUCAAUUGAUAAGACCGGCAGUCCAAAGAAAUUUGCAUAUUGUCUCUGUAUUUCCUGUGACGGUUGUGCUAGAAACGCAUUAUUCAUGACGAAGUAACCAGUGUAAAAGGCGACUUGUCGGUUUGCGAUGAUAAUUACCGAGCCGCCGAUAGAUAUGCAAGCAUUUUCGAUGCAAUUUUCAAGCAAACUUCAAGAAACCGGGGCCGAGAUGUGCGCGCGCGCGUACAUACGAUAAACGCGGCCACUUUCACGUUAUUUUUUGUGCGAUUCAUGAGCCGCCGCUCCUAUUUGGCCACGUCAAAAUUAACGUUCGUCGCCGUAACGUUCGGAGAGCGUCUACAUAAUUCCAUUUCGGAUAGUCUGGGCGCGGUGGUCAGGAAAAAGAUGUGAAGAAUGCACAAAAGCGACUGGCUACGUCAGUGCAACGAAGUCAUCUGACAAGACAGAUAGCAGUACUAUUUUUACGACAGCUUUUAACCUGCGGCCGUGUCUAGCUCUCGAAAAUGUCAUUUGAAGGGAAAUACAACGCCAAAAGUCCCGCUGUGAAGAGACUAAUGCGAGAAGCUCAAGAGCUGCACGAGGCAACGGAGGAGUAUUGUGCUUCACCGUUGGAGGAUAAUUUGUUCGAAUGGCAUUUCACGGUGCAAGGACCACCGUCGACAGAUUUCGAGGGUGGUGUCUACCAUGGUAGAAUCCUACUGCCACCAGAAUACCCCAUGAAACCACCGAAUAUUAUAUUAUUAACACCUAACGGCCGCUUUGAAAUCAACAAAAAGAUAUGUCUCAGUAUCUCUGGACAUCAUCCGGAAACGUGGCAGCCCUCUUGGAGCAUCAGAACGGCUCUAUUGGCAUUGAUCGCUUUUAUGCCAACACCAGGGAACGGGACAAUCGGUUCUUUAGAUUACAGUAACGAGGAGAGACAGAAACUCGCGAAAAAGUCUUUGAAUUGGCAAUGCGAGACUUGCGGUAAGGUGGUCAAUCUGCUGUCCAAAACUAAAGCUAAAACGCCUAUUACGGAAGAAGAACGGACAAUGUUAGAUACAAUUGCCUUGAAGGCUGAUGAUUCGCCCUCGUCGGAUUCGAGUUUCAUGACCAACGCAGAGAGCACUCCGGAAAACGAGCUACGACAACGUAACGUCGAAUCGUCUUCUACAGAAAAUCAGGAUCGACAGCAAUCCGAUGUCAUAGUAAAUCAACAAGUAGAGACAAUGUCAUCUUCUAACGAUUUGUUUUGGAGCAUUCUGAUCGCUUCGCUAGUGUCUGCGAUAAUUCUCCUCGUUUUGCGGCGACUAUUUCUUGUUUAAAUUAUUCGAAAUGUAACAAACGUUAUACUUGUAAGUAUGUUAACGAGACGAAGUAAAUUUUAUAUACAUUUUA